Messenger RNA from Carya illinoinensis, 1206 nucleotides. RefSeq lists its product as uncharacterized. Lineage: Eukaryota; Viridiplantae; Streptophyta; Magnoliopsida; Fagales; Juglandaceae. The transcript has a single exon. The record is from RefSeq and is a predicted model, not a curated record. The coding region runs from base 191 to 1066 and encodes 291 amino acids.
GGCCAUCCCAUCCCAUUCUUCUUCCAACGCCCAACCACAGCAAAUAACAUAACAGAGCCCUAAGAGCGACAUGAGAGCAGACGCAGGCACCCAACCAGAACGAAGACAACCUUACGAAUUUUCUCUGUUGUAGAGAGAAAGAGGAAAGAGAGAUUCUUGCUUAAGAGGAGUAUCUGAACCUUGGUUUUGAAUGGCGAGCGGGUGGCUCAAGUCGCUGCACUGCAAAUCCAGAGCGUUCGAUGACGUUUAUCACCCCAACCCGAAAAAUCUAUUACCCAGUGCCAGUUGCAGGAAGAGUAUGCAGAGCAGCAUUAAGGACGUGAUCGAUACCACCAAGCAAAAGCCCAAGAACAAGCCGAAAUCGACACCGCCGGCCAAGAGGCAGGCCGGUUCGAAGUAUAAGGACGAGGCCAUUCAGACCCCGCCAAGCAGGUCUAGGUUGAGUGAUUCUGUUGCUGGGCAUGCCGGUGCUCCGGACCCUUACCUCCCGGCACUGAUGGAGCUCCAUGAGGGCCACCCUUCUCGUAAUGUCGUAGAGAUUAUCUUCCUCACGAGUUGGAGCCCCAAGGCCUUUACAGGUGAGAUCGAGAUGAUUUUCAAGGUCCAGAACGCGUCGAGAACCGUGGCCCGGUUCGAAGAAUACCGCGAGACGGUCAAGUCCCGGGCAGGCGCGUUCGGUCCGAAAGACGGCGCUGCUUGGGACGAGAAUGCGCGGUGCGUCGCGGACGGGAACGAAGUUAUGGGGUUCCAUUGUCUGGGCCCCACCUCGGCGAGAGGGAUGUACGACUCGCGGGGCAGGGCUUGGACGUUCCCGGGGGGGAAGGGAUCGGCGAUUUGCACGUUUUCCGAUAGCGGUGGGGCCCACGAGUGCGCCGGCGGUGGUAGAGGAAGGAGGGCCAUGCUAGUAUGCCGGGUAAUUUCGGGUCGGGUCUGUAAGAACCUCAGAGUCGGCUCAUUGCUGGAUGACCGAGUCGGAUUCGACUCGGUGAGCGGCGAGAACGGGGAGCUGCUAGUGUUGGAUUCUCGUGCGGUGUUGCCUUGCUUUCUUAUCAUCUAUAAAUUGUAAAAAUACCAUUAGACUUUUCAUCUAAAAUCUUCUACUCAUGUUUUCUUUUUCAUUUUUUGUUUUUUUGGUCUUUUAAAUUUCUUGGUGGGGUUUGAUGAAUUUUCUUCUUUACAUUAAUCAACAAAAUUUUUCAUUUUCUU